AGGGGCCAGUGGAGCAAAGUUCGGAGGCGGAGAGUCGUCACUCGUCAGCACAUAUCGGGACUACAUCUGCCGGACCGGAUUACAUAUUGUGUUGUUGAAGCACACGACAGAAUGCGAACAGUCAGAACUUACUCAAUUCCCUGGAUUUCUCUCACUUGGGCCACACUAUGGGCGUUCACAGCCGCCACACAAAAGAACACAGUGUCCUGACCUCAGUCUUUGUUUAUCUGCGCUAUUAAACUGCCACUAUUAACAAUUAGCACUGAAUUGGACUUACGUACCCGGCCUGAUGCCGCUGACGCACCCCCUGCGGUGGAGGGCCCAUCCAACAUCAACGCCCGGAUCCCCAUCCCUCCUUCGCGGUUCCAUCGGUAGGUUUCGAGUUGGGCGCGCCAGCUUCGUUCUAUCUUGUCGUCCUCAGCUGCGUGUGCUGCGCACGUCGGCCACUUCGUUUUCUCUGCGCCAUAAGAACUCCGCUAGAUCCCUCAUCCCUUUUAGCUCCGUCAAUACUUCCCCCGUUCCGCUCCCUUUAUUAAAAACCACCACCACCACCACUACUACAACGAAGGCACCUCUGCAUCUGAUGGCGACACAAACUAGAAGCCAUGGUGGUCACCACCAUCACCACCACCAUCAUCAUCACGGUAACGUGUAUCUGACCUCCACAAACAAACAUGAUGCGGGAGUUCGGAUCACGCGGAUCGGCCUGGUCGCCAACCUCGCCAUGGCAAUUGGAAAAUUUAUCGGAGGCUACGUCUUCCAUUCACAGGCCCUGAUCGCCGACGCCUACCACGCACUUACAGAUCUAGUCUCGGACUUCCUCACGCUGGGUACGGUCGCUUGGUCGCUCAAACCCCCUUCCGAAAGGUUCCCGAACGGCUAUGGAAAGAUUGAGAGCAUUGGCGCACUAGGCGUGAGCGGGUUAUUACUCUGUGGAGGCGUGUUUAUGGGCCUGAACUCCGGUCAGGUUCUGUUAGAUCAAUUCUACCCCGAGGCAGCAGGCGCAAUCUCUCACUUGGGACACGGCCAUUCACAUAGCCACGGAAUCGACGUUCUUGGCCCGAGUAUCCACGCGGCAUGGUUAGCUGCCGGGUCGAUAGUGGUGAAGGAAUGGCUCUAUCAUGCGACCAUGAAAGUCGCCAAUGAGCGCAAGUCGUCCGUCCUGGCUUCGAACGCAAUUCACCACCGCAUUGAUUCCCUGACCAGCAUCGUCGCUCUGUUUACCAUUGGCGGUACUUACCUAUUCCAAGAUGCCUCCUGGCUGGACCCCGUGGGUGGCCUCUUGAUCUCGUUGAUGGUCAUCAAAGCUGGAUGGGGAAAUACCUGCUCGUCGCUUCUGGAGCUGGCCGAUACUACCGUGGACGAUGACAUCAAGGAAUCGGUGCAGAAGGCUGCUUUCAAGGCGCUUGCGAACUUGAAGGACAGCAACGCGAUCAAGAUCCGCGACAUUCAGGGCAUGAAGUCCGGCCAGAAUUAUCUAAUGGAUAUCGAAUUGGCGGUGCCGGGCGCAUGGCCCAUCAGUCGGUCUCGGGAGAUUGAGGAACUUGUCCGAACAGGAAUCGGAGCAGGUGUCCGCGGCGUUAAGCGAGUCAAAGUGCGAUUCAUUCCCCUUGAGCACGAAGAAUUGAACUUCUCCGAAGAGUUCAUCCCUGCCGAAGUCACAUCCAAAGCGAACCCGGAACCGGAGGAUGGAGAUGCGGAGGCGCACGAGCAUGAGCACGAACACGAGCAUGAGCAUGAUGUUCGCAAGAGGCGUUAAAGAGGCAUUUUUGUUUUUGGUUUCCCUUUCUUUUGCUUAUUUAGCUUUGUAUCGAGCCUAUUGGAGCUCUUAAUUGUGCGAUUGCAUUGUUCGUGUCCCAUUUUGCCUCGAAGGAUCAUGUGAUACCCCAAGAAUACACCGGCUGGAGGGAACUUGGUUCGGUUCAUGUCUUGCUUUUGCUGUUGGUGACAGUUGGAUCAUGCGAAAGACGAGAAUCGCUGAAGAAACACGAAGACACUAGAGAAGGGUCAGCUAUGGCUGACAACCUAUGUAUGUACAUAUGUACACUGGCUGCAUAGAAUCAACAGACGUACUGCGGACACGAUCUCUCAUAGUUCUAGAAACGUACCCUCCAGUUUUCUCACGGCCAGCUAGUGGAAUGAGCGCCCUGUCUCGGUUUCUUUCCCCGAUUCAUCCUACAUGUAUUAGAUCGUAUCCAG
Messenger RNA from Aspergillus alliaceus, 2199 nucleotides. Its product is annotated as cation diffusion facilitator family transporter. The transcript has 2 exons. Gene Ontology annotation, biological process: monoatomic cation transport; transmembrane transport. The record is from RefSeq and is a predicted model, not a curated record. NCBI's taxonomy places the organism in Eukaryota, Fungi, Ascomycota, Eurotiomycetes, Eurotiales, Aspergillaceae. The coding region runs from base 290 to 1759 and encodes 489 amino acids. Gene Ontology annotation, cellular component: membrane. Gene Ontology annotation, molecular function: monoatomic cation transmembrane transporter activity.